CCGCCUUGGGCUGUCAUGCUGCCUUUUCCCUUUAGACAUUUUGCCAAGCCCCUCAGGAGAUGUUGCCAGGCCGGGGGAAGUUUGCGGGCCCAGCACAGCAAAGCGGCCACUGCGUCCGCCAAGGAUGCUCCGGCAUGGACGGGGCAAGAGAGCUUGGCAGAGAGCGACCCUGAGAUGUGGGAACUAGUACGGCAGGAGAAGGAUCGGCAGUGCCGGGGGCUGGAGCUUAUUGCCUCGGAGAAUUUCUGCAGCCGAGCUGCACUGGAAGCCCUGGGCUCCUGUCUGAACAACAAGUAUUCGGAGGGCUAUCCUGGCAAAAGGUAUUAUGGAGGUGCUGACGUGGUGGACCGCAUCGAGCUGCUGUGCGAACGCCGCGCUCUGGAAGCUUUUGACCUGGAUCCCGAGCGCUGGGGAGUGAACGUCCAGCCCUACUCCGGGUCCCCUGCCAACUUUGCAGCGUACACGGCCCUGUUGCAGCCCCAUGAGCGCCUCAUGGGCCUGGACUUGCCCGACGGAGGCCACCUGACCCAUGGGUAUAUGUCGGAUGUCAAGCGUAUCUCGGCUACGUCCAUUUUCUUCGAAUCCAUGCCCUACAAGCUAAAUCCAGCGACGGGGCUGAUUGAUUACGACCAACUGGAAGUAACGGCCCGUCUGUUCCGCCCACGUCUUAUCAUUGCUGGCACCAGUGCCUACGCCCGCCUUAUCGACUAUGCCCGCAUCAAGAAGGUGUGUGAGGAGGUGAAGGCCUACAUGCUAGCUGACAUGGCCCACAUCAGUGGCUUGGUGGCAGCCAGAGUCAUCCCGUCGCCCUUUGACUAUGCUGACUUGGUGACUAGCACAACCCACAAGACAUUACGUGGGGCCAGGUCUGGGUUGAUCUUCUACCGCAAAGGUGUCCGUUCUGUGGAUAAGAAGACGGGCAAGGAGAUUCCCUACAAUCUGGAGGAGAGGAUCAACUUUGCGGUGUUCCCGUCACUGCAGGGUGGGCCUCACAACCAUGCCAUUGCUGCUGUUGCCGUGGCCCUAAAGCAGGCCAGUUCACCCAUGUUCCGGGAGUAUAGCCAGCAGGUGCUGAAGAAUGCUAAAGCCAUGGCGGAGUCCCUGCUGCAGCGGGGAUACACCCUCGUCUCAGGGGGCACGGAUAACCACUUGGUGCUUGUGGACCUGCGGCCAAAAGGCAUCGACGGGGCCCGGGCCGAGCGGGUGCUGGAACUGGUGUCCAUAACGGCGAACAAGAACACCUGUCCAGGAGAUAAGAGUGCAUUAACUCCGGGAGGUUUGCGGCUUGGGGCCCCUGCUCUUACCUCCCGAUGUUUCCGGGAAUCUGAUUUCCAGAAAGUGGUAGAAUUCAUGGAUGAAGGAAUCCAGAUUGGCCUGGAUGUCAAAAAGAAAACUGCCAAGCUUCAAGAUUUCAAAUCUUUCUUGCUGACUGACCCAGAGACGAAGAGGAGCUUGGCUGACCUCCGGCAACGUGUCGAGACCUUUGCCCGUGCCUUCCCCAUGCCUGGCUUCGAGGAGCGUUGACAACGAUGCCCCGCCAGAGACUGGCUGUCGUGCCCAGAUAGCCGGG
This is a messenger RNA of Euleptes europaea (tarantolino), 1570 nucleotides long. RefSeq names its product serine hydroxymethyltransferase 2 (gene SHMT2). The coding region runs from base 16 to 1524 and encodes 502 amino acids. The transcript is spliced from 12 exons. NCBI's taxonomy places the organism in Eukaryota, Metazoa, Chordata, Lepidosauria, Squamata, Sphaerodactylidae. Gene Ontology annotation, biological process: L-serine catabolic process; protein homotetramerization; purine nucleobase biosynthetic process. The record is from RefSeq and is a predicted model, not a curated record. Gene Ontology annotation, molecular function: glycine hydroxymethyltransferase activity; mRNA 5'-UTR binding; protein homodimerization activity. Gene Ontology annotation, cellular component: mitochondrial matrix; mitochondrial inner membrane; cytoplasm.